Molecule: messenger RNA, 1582 nt
Organism: Dromaius novaehollandiae (emu)
Lineage: Eukaryota; Metazoa; Chordata; Aves; Casuariiformes; Dromaiidae
Gene: PAAF1
Product: proteasomal ATPase associated factor 1
Exons: 12
Coding region: 33-1211 (392 amino acids)
Molecular function (GO): protein binding
Source: RefSeq, a predicted model, not a curated record
GCGGAAGGCAGGGAGGUGGAGCGGGCGGCGCGAUGGCGGCGACGCUGCGGAUCCAGAGCGACUGGAGCCGGGCGCUGAGGAGGGACGAGGGUGAGGCCUGGCUGAGCUGCAGGAGCCCCGGGAAGCCGACCCUGUACGGCAGCCUGACCCGCCGCGGGCUCAGUGCCGAGGGCGUCCCCGACAUCGCCGCCUCCGAGGGCUUCGUGGUCGGUGAAGUCACCAAGAAAAGCAUUCUCAUUUCUUGUCCUCAUGAAAAUGUGUCCACAAAGUUCUUGGCGCCGUACACAACGUUUUGUAGAAUUCAUCAGAAAAGUAUCACCUGUCUCGACAUUUCCAGUGGUGGAGGGCUUGGUGUGUCUACCAGCACAGAUGGGACCAUGAAAAUCUGGCAGGCUGCAAAUGGAGAAUUAAGAAGACUAUUGGAAGGCCAUGUGUAUGAUGUGAAUUGUUGCAGGUUUUUCCCAUCGGGCCUUGUGGUUCUCAGUGGGGGAAUGGAUGCCCAGCUAAAGAUCUGGUCGGCAGAAGAUGCCAGCUGCGUAGUAACAUUUAAAGGUCACAAAGGAGGAAUUUUGGACACUGCCAUCGUGGAUCGGGGAAGAAACGUCCUGUCCUGUUCUAGAGAUGGCACUGCCCGCCUCUGGGACUGCGGGAAGGCCGCGUGUCUGGGUGUCGUCGCUGACUGCGGCUCUCCAGUCAACGGCAUUGCUGUGGGUGCUGCUGACAACUCGCUGAACCUGGGCACGCCUGAAAAAGCUCCUAGUGAACGUGAGAUUGGGACAGAAGGGAAAAUCCUGCUGUUGGCCCGAGAAGACAAGAAGCUCCAAGGAGUGGGACUGCAGAGCAGGCAGCCGGUGUUUCUCUUUGUUGGAUCUGAUGCAUUUAACUGCUGUACGUUCCUCUCAAGUACCUAUUUCCUGGCAGGGACUCAGGAUGGGAACAUAUAUCAGCUAGAUAUGAGAAACACAAACGCUCCAAUCCAGGUCAUUCAUCGAUCAGGAGCACCAGUGCUCUCUCUGCUCCCUUACCAAGAUGGAUUUGCUGCCAGCCAAGGUGAUGGAACGUGCUUUAUCGUUCAGCAAGACCUCGAUUACGUCAUCGAUCUCACCGAAGCAGACUGUGACCCUGUGUACAAGGUAGCUUCUUGGGAGAAGCAGAUUUACACGUGCUGCAGAGACGGGAUGGUGAGGAGAUACCAACUUUCCGACCUUUAAAGGUCUGGACUGGCUGAAUGUCCACGGGAAGUGUCGAAGUAACUCUUCCGCGCUCGUUUUCCUGUACAGCGUGUUUGAGAAAUGUGUAUAGGAGUGUCUGAGCUUUUCGUAAUGACCAGGCUGUGUAUAAAGCGUGUGGCGAGGAGUGAUAUUUCGUAUCACAACAUAAUUUAGAGCUUUUUCUUUGAGCGGCUCCGAGAUGUUAGAGAGGAUCUUGCAUGAUCUGCUGUGUAAUUACAGGUUGUUUUCUUUUCUACUGUUCUAUAUGUUACUGUUCUUUCUAGGAAAACAAAAAUUGGCCUGGGGGUGGGGGCAGCUGACUGUGACUGUACAACAGUGUUGACUGAAAUAAAGCAAUUGCUUUGAUAACA